This is a messenger RNA of Parnassius apollo (apollo), 297 nucleotides long. The record is from the annotation of a GenBank genome assembly. NCBI's taxonomy places the organism in Eukaryota, Metazoa, Arthropoda, Insecta, Lepidoptera, Papilionidae.
UUGUCACAAGAGGAACAUAUUAGAAACUGGUUGGAAGAAGAGUCAGAUGAAUAUGUAAUUGGUGGGGAAGAUGAUGAAGAAGGUGGUGAUGAAAUAGGGCCUCAAAUAAGUGAGCACGAAAUUGAUACAGAAGAAGAAUGCAAUUCAGAACCAGAAGCUAUCACGGAAAAUCAGAGCAUUGGUUCAAGUAGCGAAAAUGACGUUCCCUUGUCUCACUUGCAAACUUCACAGUAUUACGUGAUGCACAGAAAAUUAAGAAAUGGUAGUUAUGUAGUAGUGAUAUUGUGUAAGUUGUAA